AUCCUAUAGCGUGUGGUGGCGCUCGGCGAGGGUCGGGCUGGUGAUUGCGACUGGGAAAGGGAGGAUUGAGCAGAAGUACGCGUAUCUGGGCGCGCUGGUCUCAAAAUCCUUGGAGAGUGAGCAGGCUGCCAUGAUGGUGGCUUGAUGCUGGACUUGAGUAUCGCAAAAGAACGCGGAGACGAUACCUCGGGCUGCGAUGCGUUGGCCCUGAACGAAGAAGCGCGCGAUGGUCUCGAUGGACCUGCUUCGCUUGCGUCAGCAUGCGUGGCGGACCGCCGAGCCGAGUUUGCACUCGAUCUCAGCGGCAUCUUACCAAAAGGCUGAUAGGCUGUCUAUUCGAACUUGCCGGACAGUUCGGCGACGGUGCUCAGCGCGUGAUUUCGUUUGAUCCGCGAGGUGGGAGAUUGAGGAGGCAGGAGGCAGUCCAUUAUUGAGUGGGAUGGAGCAGAGCCAUGCUGCUUUGGGGACACGGAGAUGAGCGGUGCAUACCCUCGUCCGAAUGCACACGCCUCGCUACCGAGCUUUGCCGAAGGUAGCAGUAGUGGUGAGUAGCGAUGUUUGUAGAUCUCGGAUUUGCAGCGUCGGACAUUGGCGCUAG
Molecule: messenger RNA, 598 nt
Organism: Ceraceosorus bombacis
Lineage: Eukaryota; Fungi; Basidiomycota; Exobasidiomycetes; Ceraceosorales; Ceraceosoraceae
Source: the annotation of a GenBank genome assembly